GUUUCCUUCAGUGCUUAUAUUGGCAAGCCCGAUUUAGCCCUGAUUUCACUGGAACUUAGAAACCUGAAGGCAAACAAGGGAUGGGUAACCUGAUCCUUGCACUAGUGUUUGGCCCAGGGAGGAUUAGCAAGACUGGGGAAGCUGACGUUUGGGACUACAUUGACAUUUAUGAAUGUUUCAAGAGAGUGGUGGGUGUUGCUUGGCAAUCCGUAGGUAGAUAAGCAGAGCCAGUUUGUAACUGCCUGGGAGGAUGCCGAGGACCGGGCACGAACAGGGCUGCUACAGCAAAGGUAAUCACAGGCCAAGAACUCAGAACGAACAUUGCAAACCCUUACGCCCCACCCUCCAACUGAUCCCACCCAUUCCACUCCGUCUGCUUUCCCAUGGACGGCUCACCAGACAGCUGCCUCUCUGUGCAAGUAUCCCCAUGGCUGGACCGGGAAUGGGACCUGAUGGCAGAUUCAGAACCCCCUUUGGAGCUGCACGUGGACGAUGCAGGUACAUGCUUAGAGCUCGAGGGAGACGCUACAGAUGCCCUGUUGGAGCCUGAAGGUGCACAUGCCCCCUUGGAGCUACGUAUGGAUGUCACAAAUGCCCCUCUGGAGCUGAACAACGCAGGCGCACCCUUGGAGCAGCAUGUGGAUGGCGCAGAUGCUCCCUUGGACUUAGAUGUUGCAGAGCCCCAGACUCUGAGCAUUGAGGAGCUGGGAGAGCAUUUCCAGGAAUGCAUUGAAGCAGUGGAGCAGCUGGAGGAGGAGAGGGAUAGCCUCAUCCAGGAACUCACGCUGCUCCGGGAACCUGCCCUUCAAGAAAUCAGACAAGCUCAUGAGGAGAUACUGGCAGCCUACAGACUGCAGGCCAAGGUGGAGCUGGAGCGGGACAAUCUGAGAAAUGAGAUCCGACAAGUCAAGCAGAAGCUAUUCAAGGUGACCAGAGAGUGUGUGGCUUGCCAGUACCAGCUGGAAACCAGACGGCGUGACAUGGCCCAGUAUGCGGUCUAUCGGGCUGAACUGGAAACCAGGGUCAGCCAGCUUUCCGAGGAAAUAUCGCAGCUGAGAGAGACUUGUGAAAAGCAGAAGGAACAGUUCAGGCAGCGUCUGGAGAUGCCCCAGUACCGGGGGGAUAGCCAUUACUUGCAGGAGAGCCGAAGGCUUUCCAUGGAGUUCGAGAGCUUUGUGGCAGAGAACCGCCAGGGCCUGGAGAAACACUAUGAGCCGCAGCUCGUGUGCCUUUUAGAAAGGAGAGAAGCCAGUGCUAAGGCUUUGCAACAAACACAGGGAGAGAUUCAGGGGCUGAAGGAGACACUGAGACCCCUGCAGGGAGAGGCCGGCAGGCUGCGGCUGCAGAACAGAAAUCUGGAAGAACAGAUCAGGCUCAUUAAGCAAAAACGGGACGAAGAAGUUCUCCAGUACAGGGAACAGGUGGAAGAGAUGGAAGAGAGGCUACGGGAACUGAAAAACGAGGUCCAACUUCAGCAACGUAAGAACCAAGAAUUGGAAGAGCUGAGGACCAGCCUGCACCAGGUGCUAUCUAUUUACAAGGGCUGCUUAGAAAUCUAUGGUCAUCUUUGCAACUCAGAAAAAGUCGAUCAAGACUGACUUAUGGACUUUCCUUAUUCUGUCAAAAAAUAAAUGCAGAGGCGCUCACUGUGAAGGACUGAGGUAUCUGCAGUGGACACUUGCAUUUCCCUCUCCCUGCUCACCCCCUCCUAAAUAAUGCAUAGCAGCUAUUUAAAAUCAGGACUACUAGACAAUCAUUUGCUUGUUUAUAUUUCUUGGAGGUGCUGCUGUUGAUCUUCUAGCAUGGUAGAAAGAAUGAAGCUGCUGUCCUCUAGGAGAGCAUAGAAGAGUACACUUGCACUAAACAACGAAUCUAUAAAGAGGAACGAUAGAUGUAGGUUUUGCUGUGUGGUUGGAAAGCAUAUCUGAUCUUGCUUUGCAGGUAGAUCGUAUAAGCCUGCACAGAAAGGAUCAUAUAGAAAGCCAUUUUUUUGUUUGUUUCAAACAACAUACUUCAAAGGACUACUGUUGUUGCACGGUAAACAGGAUUGUUUCUUUUGUAACCCAAAAGAUGACUGCUGUAUUGUGACAUGUUCUAGUAGGGUCCAUAAACUGAGUUCCCAUAGAAGUGGUUUCCACUUUAUAUAAAAAUUUCACCUUGAAAAUAAGGAUUCAGGUUUUAAAGGCUGCUUGUAUAUCCCAAAGCACCUUCUGCCUCAUAGAAAGUGCAACAUGCUCAUGUGAUCAAAUCAAAUUUACAGCUGUUUUGUUCACACCUUAAUGUUCAUCAUAGGUCUACAUGCUAACAGCCUAUUAACAAUCGGUAGGGGGUUUAAGACCCAGGCCUGGUCUACACCUAAAAUUUAGGCUGACCUAUGUUGUGCAAUGGUGUGAAACAUUCACUCCUAAAGGUGGCUCAACUACACUUCUAAGCCCCACGGUAGACACAGUUUGGUCAACAGAAGAAUUAUUCUAUCAACCUAGUUACUGCCUGUUGGAGGGGUGAAUUAACUACAGCCAUAGAGAACCCCCUUCCAUCACUGUAGCAAGUAUCUACACCAUGGCACUGCAGCAGCACCACAGCAUCUGUAGUGUAAACACAGCCCCACUCAAAGCACCUGGCGAGAUUCAGACUCUACAGUAACCCCUUUUCAGAAUUACACCUCAGUCUGCUCAACUUCUUGAAAGCCAAACUUUACCUUAUGUUGAAUGAAUCAGAGCCACAAAGCCUUAUAUAGAAAGGCAAUCCAUGCUACGUAACCUUGAAUUGUAUUUUUUGACCUCACGGAUAUCAAGAUUUUGGACUCUCCCCGCCCACCGCUGCCACGCCAUUAGAACUUUGUCCUUGAGAGGGUGUGAACAGAACUUUCUAAAGGCUAAAUUAUGGAUAGCUCUGUACAUAUACUCUAGAAGGAAUGGGCAAGAGAGCACCCUUCAUUCCUCUCCUAUCACCACAGCCACGUUUUGGCUGAAGGGGUCACAGAAGAUACUAUGUGGUACUGCUGCCAAUGCUAAUAGCCCCAGAGGUUGAUGUGGAGGAGAAGCCAUGGUCCUGCCUCCUACACACCAGCAUUCUCCUGGCAGCAUUUGCGCGUCACCUUUUAAAGCACCUCCUAGAGGGUAUACCUCCACACACUACUGCUCAGAAAGCACCUCUGUUCUAAGAGGUACAGUUUUGCCUUGAGAAUGCACUUUUCCUGAAGAUAAGCUUCGCCAAAAAAUCAAAGCAGUACACCAUUUAUGUAGAAAAACAAUUUAUUCCAUUUGAAGCACUUACACAUAAUUAGUCAUGGAGAGUAACAGCCUACUGGUGGAACAGGUCACCCUAGUGGGAGAUGUGCAGAAGUUAGUGGUCAAGGACUAACUCCUAAAAAAAAGUAGGUCAUCCACAUUUAGUUAAUAUUUUGUUUUACAUAUACCAGCUAUCAAUGGUGUUUUCAGAUUACUGGGCAUGCCAUCUGUGGUACAUCAGUCAGGUAAAAACAUACAACUUUACAACUUGGUGGUCCCAAGUUUUAAAAACCAUUUCACAGAAAGGAAAGAAAAUAUAAUAUGAAAACACAGCUCAAGAACACACAAUAGAGCAAACUACAUGGGUGGUGAAUAGUGAUCUGCAGGAAUAGCUACUGUAUCCAAAAUUCUGCGUUGCCCACCAGAAGGGGAGGGAUGGGGGAAGAGAAAGUGAAAACCCAGAAUUAAGGAAAGAACUCUAGUUCUGGUUGAAGUCAGAAUCUGCACUUGAAAAUACUGGCACACAGACUAAAAGGAUCCCGAUAGUCUGAGUUUUACCAAAAAGAGGACAAGAGAUUCCACUCUCCACUUAACUGCU
This is a messenger RNA of Malaclemys terrapin pileata, 3828 nucleotides long. RefSeq names its product syncoilin, intermediate filament protein (gene SYNC). The transcript is spliced from 5 exons. The coding region runs from base 384 to 1598 and encodes 404 amino acids. The record is from RefSeq and is a predicted model, not a curated record. Lineage: Eukaryota; Metazoa; Chordata; Testudines; Emydidae. Gene Ontology annotation, cellular component: intermediate filament.